Messenger RNA from Dentiscutata erythropus, 565 nucleotides. The record is from the annotation of a GenBank genome assembly. NCBI's taxonomy places the organism in Eukaryota, Fungi, Glomeromycota, Glomeromycetes, Diversisporales, Gigasporaceae.
CGAAGACCAAACAGGUAGAAGCGAACGUGAAAUAGAAAGACUAGAGAAGGAGCACCCAGGAGAAAGUAACAUUAUUUCAAAAGGACGAGUUUUUGGUGGAUUGGAGCCAAGUCGAGCAUUCGGCGAUUCCAAAUAUAAGUGGGAUAAAGCUUUACAGGAAGUAAUUUAUUCUAAAUUUUUUAAUGAAAAACGUAACGUUCCCGGAGGUGAACGAUAUAAAACUCCACCUUAUGUCAUAGCCAGGCCUGAGGUUACACAUCAUAAGAUCGGUUCGGACGAUAAAUUUUUGGUUUUGGCAACGGAUGGUCUAUGGGAAAGAUUAUCAAAUGCGGAAGUUAUAGAACUUGUUGGACUUUUAAUUGAUGGAAGACGAAAUGGAAAAAACGGCAAAGAAAUCACAGCCAUACAAAAAGAUUUAAAUGUUAAUGGUUCAAAACAAAAUAAAGAAUUUGCAUUUGUUGAUGAAAAUGCAGCUACACAUUUGAUACGUAAUGCACUUGGUGGCGCAUCUGAAGAUGUUUUAUGCGCAAUGCUAUCUCUUCCUCCACCCAUGUCUAGAAGAUGA